AUGCCUAAGGUAACUGGAUUUGAAGUACACGAUGUCAGAUUUCCGACGUCGCUCACUGGCGAUGGCACGGAUGCCAUGAACACCGAUUGUGACUAUUCCUCGGCCUAUAUCACCUUGUUGACAGACUCUGAACUCGUUGGUCAUGGGAUGACCUUUACUAUUGGACGAGGAAACGAUAUCGUAUGCAUGGCCAUCCGCGAAGUCGCCAACAGGCUUAUUGGGAAAGACACGGAAGACCUCUUCGCCGACAUGGGGAAGACUUGGGAAUUUAUGAUGUCCGAUCCUCAACUACGCUGGAUCGGGCCUGAGAAAGGUGUUAUUCAUAUUGCUACCGGAGCCGUAAACAAUGCUUUAUGGGACAUGUACGCUCGUUCGAGGCAAAAGCCCCUAUGGAAACUCGUAGUGGACUUUUCGCCGGAGGAGCUGGUGCGUUCCGCGGCUUGGAGGUAUAUAUCGGAUGCAAUCACGAAGGAGGAAGCGUUGGAUAUGUUAAAGAAAAUCGAGAGUACGAAGGCUGAAAGGGAGGCGAAGGUUCGGGAAAUUGGAUAUCCUGCAUACGUUACUUCUGCUGGAUGGCUUGGUUACUCGGACGAGAAAGUCGCUCGUCUUACAAAGGAAGCCGUGGCCAUGGGAUUUAAUCACUUCAAGAUGAAAGUCGGUGCUGAUCAGGCUAAUGAUCUCCGCCGAGGGAAGAUUAUCCGAUCUAUCAUUGACGAUCCACAGUAUCUUCCUGCUGGCACCCAUCCUCGCGAUCCUAACAGCGAAGAUCUCAAGGGCAAGAAUGCUGGUCCCACCGGAAGCGUUUUGAUGAUCGACGCAAACCAGGUGUGGGAUGUACCACAAGCAAUUGAGUAUGUGAAAGGGUUGGAGGAGAUAAAGCCUUGGUUCAUUGAAGAACCCACAGCACCAGACGACGUCCUCGGCCAUGCAGCUAUUCGGAAAGCUCUGAAACCCCACGGAAUCGGUGUUGCUACGGGUGAACACGCACAUAACAGGAUGGUGUUCAAACAAUUGUUACAGGCCGAAGCGAUCGACGUAUGCCAAAUUGAUUCGUGUCGGUUGGCGGGUGUGAGUGAGGUUAUCAGUGUGUUGUUGAUGUCUGCAAAGUUCGGUGUCCCCGUGUGUCCUCACGCAGGUGGUGUUGGUUUGUGCGAGUAUGUCAUUCACUUGAGCUUAAUCGACUACAUCGCUAUCUCCGGAACGAUGGAACGCAACGUCCUCGAAUUUGUAGAUCACUUGCACGAGCAUUUCAUUGCUCCUUGUUCUAUCAACUCCAAGGGAAGGUAUAAUGUACCUACGAAUCCCCUGGAAGGAUACAGUAUUGAGAUGUUCCAGACAAGUAUCGCAGAGUAUGAGUGGCCUAAUGGGUCGUAUUGGCUGAGCGCGAAGGGGAAGAAAGCGUAA
Messenger RNA from Lentinula edodes (shiitake mushroom), 1404 nucleotides. RefSeq names its product enolase C-terminal domain-like protein. NCBI's taxonomy places the organism in Eukaryota, Fungi, Basidiomycota, Agaricomycetes, Agaricales, Omphalotaceae. The record is from RefSeq and is a predicted model, not a curated record. The coding region runs from base 1 to 1404 and encodes 467 amino acids. The transcript is spliced from 8 exons. Gene Ontology annotation, molecular function: hydro-lyase activity; magnesium ion binding. Gene Ontology annotation, biological process: carbohydrate catabolic process; amino acid catabolic process.